ACGUGUUUCCACAGUUCCGGCGCACGCGAAGCUUUGGUUUGUUUUGAGUUUGUUUUAGCUCGCAGGGACAAAAAGAUGGGGGAAGCAGAUGUGACCCUGAGUCAGAGCGAGGAGAAGCCCCCGGACUCCGGCCUGGUUCCCGGGGAGGACUCGGUGGUCUGGAGCCACGAGGUGGAGGUCUGUUUGUUUCACGCGAUGAUUGGACACAAACCGGUCGGAGUGAACCGUCACUUCCACAUGAUCUGCAUCAGAGACAAGUUCAGCCAGAACAUCGGCCGGCAGGUUUCCUCCUCCGUCAUCUGGGACCACCUGGGAACCAUGUACGACAUGCAGGCUCUGCACGAGUCAGAGAUCCUGCCGUUUCCUAAUGCUGAGAAGAGUUUCUCGCUGCCUGAUGACAUCAUCCAGGAAGUGAAAGGAGGGAAGCUCUGCUCGGACGAGGAGACCAAGGAGGAGGUCAGGAUGGAGCGAGAGCCUCCUGCUACUCAUGAAGAAGGAAGUAACUCUUCGGUGAAGAUGGAACGAGCAAGCAGCAGCCGGGAGAAGGAGCGCGAGAAGGAGAAGGGAGGAGGCGAGGGAGGAGCCGCAGGAGGAGGAGGAGGCUCCAAGGAGGCGGAAAAGAGGAAGAGGAGUCGAACAACUGAGAAGCUGCUUUCCUCCUCCAACCCGGCGAGUCCAGGAGGUGCCAAGAGGAGGCGCACCUGAGAGCCGGGCUGCUAUUGGCUGCCUUACACCCGUCACUCGUCAUGUGACCGCAGCGGGACACGUGUGGACGGUCAGAACCCGGGUUUUUCUUCUGAGCUGCAGGAACUUUUGUCCAGGGAAGGUUCUGGUUCUGUUGGCUGGAGGUCGGUCGGUCCGAGGCGAGCAGCUGAAAUGUUCUGGAAAAGGUUUUGGUCCGGUUUUAGUUUCAGUCCCAGAGAGUCGAGGAAGUUUCCUUUAACUUUGUAACAAAGUCUUAAUUUAUUCACACACAUGAAACUUUUAAUCAUUAAAGAUGAUCAGAGACGA
Nematolebias whitei (Rio pearlfish) is the source of this 1011-nucleotide messenger RNA. It is a transcript of the gene mrgbp, whose product is annotated as MRG/MORF4L binding protein. The record is from RefSeq and is a predicted model, not a curated record. Gene Ontology annotation, biological process: regulation of transcription by RNA polymerase II. The transcript has 5 exons. Gene Ontology annotation, cellular component: nucleus; NuA4 histone acetyltransferase complex. NCBI's taxonomy places the organism in Eukaryota, Metazoa, Chordata, Actinopteri, Cyprinodontiformes, Rivulidae. Bases 76 to 705 code for a protein of 209 amino acids.